AUGAGCUCAGCUCCAGUGCUGCCAUAUCCUCAGGCAGUAGCCAUCCAGACCCUCUCUGCCAUCGCCAUUUUGAUUAGUCUGCCACCUCUCGUCUUGCAUUGGAAGAACCGAAACUUCCCGGCGGCUAGUUUGAUAUGUUGGUUCUUGGUUCUCGAUCUCUUCAAUAUCACCAACGCUUUUAUCUGGCCUGGAGACGACAUUGAGAACUGGUGGGAUGGUGAAGGCCUUUGCGAUGUGGAGGUCAAGAUCUUGACUGGUGCCUACGCUGCAAUACCUGGAACCUUGGUCUGUAUCUUUCGGAAUCUGGCUGCUGUGCUAGAUACUAGGCGUGCAACUCUUGUCCCGACCAAGCGCCAGCGGCGGCAGAGCCAUGGCAUAGAGCUCAUGUUCUGCCUCGGUAUUCCACUUAUUACUGCGCUACUGCAUAUGGUUUAUCAGGGCAAUCGCUACUUUAUAUUUGCUAUUUCGGGUUGUGUCACUGGUCUCGAUGAGAGCUGGGUUAGUCUCGCUUUGGGCUACAUAUGGCCGUUGGUGAUCUGCCUGAUAGGAAACUACUACUGCGGGCUUGUGCUCUACCGUCUCCAUCGGUACCGCAGUCAAUUCGGUGACAUCAUUCGCUCUGCAAAUAGCGGCCUAAACAAGUCCCGCUUCCUGCGGCUUUUCUCUCUCUCCUUCGUUAUGAUGCUGGCUCUUACCCCGACACAAGCUUUCAUGGUCUAUCGGAAUAUCUCACUCAACCUACCGUGGCAUUCCUAUUCAUGGACCUACAUCCACGAUUAUGCAUGGUAUGAAAUAGUCAAAGUCCCGACAAACGGGGAGGUUUUCUUCGAUCGAUGGAUUCCGGUUAUUGCAGGGUUCAUGUCAUUUAUCUUUUUUGGAUGUGGCAAAGAUGCAUUGAGCAUGUAUCGUUCAAUCCUCCGAUUCUUCGGUCUCGACUGCUGUUUCCGCACUCCGCAGUCUUCUUCAGCAGGAAGUUUCGCGCAAAACACUUCCAGGUCUUCCGGCAGCCGAGUAAGGUUGCUGUUUGCGAGAAAUUCGAAACAAAACGCUAGAGGGAUUGCGAAUACUUCUUGCCGUACCGAUUCCAGCAACGGUAGCUACGAGGAUAUAGAAAAGGGGUCCCCGCCAUCCGAACCAUCGAAAAGGCCUGGAAGAUUUUCAUGGCCUAAAAGCCCUUUCUCCUGGUUGCGUCAUCCCUUUUCUUCUUCGAGCCAUAAGGGAGUACCCUCUGCCCCGCGCCUGGCAGUCCCAUCGAACACAGUCUCCACGAGUGCCUGGGCUGGGAGUAGCCAGAGCCGGGGCAGCAUCGAUCUCAAUACAUCUCCCACACAAAAGGAUUUUAUUCGGGUUAAGCAGGUGAUCAGACAAGAAAGCAAGGUGCGGGUCUGA
Molecule: messenger RNA, 1389 nt
Organism: Aspergillus ochraceoroseus IBT 24754
Lineage: Eukaryota; Fungi; Ascomycota; Eurotiomycetes; Eurotiales; Aspergillaceae
Product: pheromone receptor
Exons: 3
Coding region: 1-1389 (462 amino acids)
Biological process (GO): G protein-coupled receptor signaling pathway
Cellular component (GO): membrane
Molecular function (GO): mating-type factor pheromone receptor activity
Source: RefSeq, a predicted model, not a curated record